AUGGCGUUUCACUUAGCAUUUGGUGUUUAUGUGAUCGCUUUUAUAGAAGCCAUACUGUUAUAUGGAGAGUCUUCAGCCGCUCUGGCAAAAGAAUCCCAAACAGCAAUAGCGGGUGAUGCAUCUGUUCAUCUGCCAUGUUAUUACGAUAAACCAGCUGGAUCGGUAGACGUUGGCAAUGUAUGGCUGCAGUGGAGGAAUGAAGAACUUAUUCUCCUUGAACUGAAACUGUUUAGUUCAAGUUUGGCGAGUUAUCUUAGUGUCGAAAAAUACAGCGUUGACGAUGAUGGGCGCAUGGUCAUACACAAUGUUACAAUCGAAGACGAAGGAAAGUACUUGUGUCUGGUAAACUGGGAUAUGAAAGACUAUUACAUAACGCAGCAAACAGAAGUGAAUUUGAGAGUGUUAAGUCCAAAACGUGAAGUUUAUCUACAUUUAGAACCGUCCGGAAAGAGACAAAACGUAACACAUGGCACAGCCAUACAACUGGACCAGUCUAAGGACCACGUGAUCGAAUGUAGUGCAGCUAACGACGACAGAGAAACACAACUCGUAUGGGACGUUCAACCGUCGAUAUUGAACACUGUAAUCGUUUACGGCGAAGAGGAUAUAAAGACCAGUAGGCUGAUAAUACUGGCUGACAAUGAAACAGGAAUAAUUACAUGCACGUGUUCCUUGAACCGGCCUCCAUUACCACCAAUGACCACGAGCAUCACAGUGGAAUUGAUAAAGCCAUCUGAGAAAAAGACUAAAAAAAAUACAGAAAAUAGACGGGAUAGGAAAAAACGGCGACGUAGGCCAGCAGAUUCAUCCCAUCCGAAACGACGACGUAAGCCAGCCAAUUUACACCACAGAAUGUCACCAUUUACACUGUGACUACAGGACGAUCCUUCACUAUUCCCGUAUCUGUUGAACUUGAAUGUCGUCUGAAAAAGAGAGACUAUAUUACGGUACUAGUGGAACGAAUGAAUGGUGAACUGAUUCAGAAAUUCAGCGACAAAAAGGGGUACGGUCAAUGUGAGGAAAACACCUGUAUCUUCAUCCAUCGCGGGAGAAAACGUAUCACUAUUGAGUUUAAAAUUUCAACAGUCCGUGAAGAAGACAUUGGACCCGGACAUGUGUCGAUAUCGGUGAAUAGCAAACGUCACAAAACAUCUACGUUGAA
Messenger RNA from Saccoglossus kowalevskii, 1162 nucleotides. RefSeq lists its product as uncharacterized. NCBI's taxonomy places the organism in Eukaryota, Metazoa, Hemichordata, Enteropneusta, Harrimaniidae. The record is from RefSeq and is a predicted model, not a curated record.